Molecule: messenger RNA, 1350 nt
Organism: Sclerotinia sclerotiorum 1980 UF-70
Lineage: Eukaryota; Fungi; Ascomycota; Leotiomycetes; Helotiales; Sclerotiniaceae
Exons: 7
Coding region: 1-1350 (449 amino acids)
Molecular function (GO): NADP binding; flavin adenine dinucleotide binding; N,N-dimethylaniline monooxygenase activity
Source: RefSeq, a predicted model, not a curated record
AUGGAUAUGGAGAAAAAGCCACCAGUGAGCGCUUUACAAGCAGAUGAGCAUCGUUUUGCUAUUAUCCUUGGAGCCGGCGCUGCAGGUAUUAUUCAAGGAUGCUCGUUCAUUCGUGAAAAAGUUCUUCCUUUGGAGGAAUUUCAUAUAUUGGAUCGGAAUGGUGCAUAUGGUGGUGUGUGGUGGAGGAAUACGUAUCCGGGAGCUGCAUGUGAUAUCCCUAGUCACGAGUAUCAGAUUAGUUGGGCUUUGAAUCCUUACUGGAGUAGGACUUUUGCUCCACAACCAGAGAUUCGGGAGUACUUCGAGAGUGUAGCCUUGCGAUACCAUCUGGACAAAUCUACAACUUUCAACACCGAAAUCGUCGGUGCCACGUGGGAUGACUCUCGGUUAUUGUGGCUUGUUGAGACCAUAGAUCUUAAAACCGAUACUAGAAAGAUAUGGAGUUGUCAUGUGUUAAUUAGCGCCGCGGGAGCUUUCACCGUACCAAAAAAGGCCAAUGUACCCGGUAUUGAUACAUUUAAAGGCGAACAGUGGCAUUCCAUAGAUUGGCCAAAAAAAGCCGAUUUAAGAGACAAGACAGUUGCUGUGAUUGGAACAGGACCUUCCGCUUGUCAAUUUAUUCCAAAUAUCUAUCCGGAUGAUGAGAUUUUGCGCAAACGGAUAUUUAAUCCAAAUUCAUGGCUUCACAAACAGGUAAUUGCCAUGACUAAAAAACAUCUCUACAACCAAGUCAAAGAUGAAACUCUACGCCAGAAACUAGAGUCUAAUGAUGUAUUUGGAUGCAAACGUCCAAUGAUUCUCGAUAACUACUUUCCCAUCUUCUCGAAUGAUAAUGUAGAACUUGUCACGGAUUCCGUCACAGAAAUCACAGAAGAGGGAAUCAUUUCUAUGGACGCUAAAACCGGCGACGAAACAGAAAGAAAGACAGAUGUAUUGAUUUGGGGUACUGGCUACAAUCCCGUAGAUUUCGGACUUCCAGUUCCAACACGAGGACGAACCGGUCAACUAUUAGCUGAAAAAUACCAACCUGAAUUACAAUCCCUCUACGUAGACGAUUUCCCAAACUACUUCAACUUCCUCGGACCCAAUUCCUCCUCAUUCGAAACCAGCGUAAUGGAGCUCUUCGAACUUCAAGCCCAUCACACGUGUCUCGUUACCGAAUUUCUAUUCAAGAAAAACGUCGGCAGUUUCCGUUAUGCUAUUAUGCCCAAAGAAGAACGUGUUACAGAAUGGACCUUAUCCUUACGACCCGGACAGGCAAAAUUACCUCCUGCUAAUCCAUUGUGUAGGAGUUAUUAUAGGGACAUGUGUAUCGAUUUCCGUAUCCGUAUUGGAUAUACAAGGCUUUGA